AUGGCACAGGACCAGGCUGUGUUUUGUUCUGUUGUACAUAAGGUCACCAUGAGUCAGGACAGACUGGACGGCACCUACAACAACAGCGUGGAUGAGCAGCCUUACGCUGGAAACAAUCUGCUUAGGCUGAGAAGGAGAGAGGAAAAGGAUGAUUAUUCCACUGCAUAUAUGGUGACACAGAGGACUUUUAGAUUUCGACAAACAGAAGCCAUGUUAUUGUCAGAGGGUAAUAAAGGUGGUGUCACAUUUUCUCUUUUGGGCUUCUCAGAUUACCCAAAACUGAAGAUUCCCCUCUUCUUGGUAUUUCUGGCCAUCUGCAGUGUCACCGUUGUAGGGAAUAUUGGAAUGAUUGUAAUCAUCAAAAUUAACCCCAAACUGCACACCCCCAUAUACUUCUUCCUCAGCCACCUCUCAUUUGUGGACUUCUGCUAUUCCUCCAUCAUUGCUCUUAAGAUUCUGGAGAACCUAGUUGUAGAAGACAGAACCAUUUCAUUUUUAGGAUGUGUAGUGCAGUUAUUUCUCUUUGGUACCUUUGUGGUGACUGAAUCAAUUUUAUUAGCUGUAAUGGCCUAUGACCGCUUUGUGGCCAUUUGUAACCCUCUGCUCUACACAGUUGCCAGUCUCUACACAGAGAUUCUGUGCUAUGCUGGUGCCUGUGGGCUUCCGUUAUUCGGGCGUGUAAGUGCCUGCGGGGCUCCGGUAUUUGUGCGUGAUCCUGUGUGGCGGUUCCGCUAUUCGGCGUGUUGCACUCUCCGUUUGGGCCUGUUCUUUCCUGCGGGACUCUCCGUUCAGGUCUAUUUUUGCCUUCGGGGCCCUGUUCAGGCCUCUUCUUGCCUACAGGGCUCCUCUAUUCUGGCCUGUGGGAAUCUCUGUUCGAGCCUUUUCUCGGCUGCCGGACUCUCCUUUCGGGCCUGUUCCCCCCUGCGGGACUCUCCGUUGGGGCCUAUUCUCGACUCCAGGCUACCCUAUUCGGGCCUAUUCUUGCUUGUGGAACUCUGGGCCUAUUCUUGCCUGCGGGGCUCCUCUCUUCAGGCCUAUUCUUGCCCGCGGGACUGUGUAAGGGCCUUUUCUUGCCUGCUGGGCUCCAAUUCGGGCCUAUUCUUGCCUGCGUGA
This is a messenger RNA of Loxodonta africana (African savanna elephant), 1113 nucleotides long. RefSeq names its product olfactory receptor 5J3-like. Bases 1 to 1113 code for a protein of 370 amino acids. Gene Ontology annotation, cellular component: membrane. The transcript is spliced from 4 exons. Gene Ontology annotation, molecular function: odorant binding; G protein-coupled receptor activity; olfactory receptor activity. The record is from RefSeq and is a predicted model, not a curated record. Gene Ontology annotation, biological process: sensory perception of smell; G protein-coupled receptor signaling pathway. Lineage: Eukaryota; Metazoa; Chordata; Mammalia; Proboscidea; Elephantidae.